GCAGAGUAAAACUAUCACAAAAUCAUCAUGCAGUCUUCCACUUUCCUGAUGGCCAUCUUGGUGGUUUCCCUCCUGAUGCUGAUCAGCACUCCGGCAACUGAGGCCACCUUCUUCCUAAUUGCCUGCAUGUUGCGGUCACCUUUUUGCCCCUGGAUUACCACCACAACCGCUUCCACCGCCUCUAACAACGAUUAGAAAUUUGGACUCUCCAUUGCCGUAAACAUAUAUAUUGUAUUUGGAAAAUGAAAACAAAUAAACCAUUUUAGUCGCAUUAGAGUAC
Messenger RNA from Drosophila melanogaster (fruit fly), 280 nucleotides. RefSeq lists its product as uncharacterized. Bases 28 to 195 code for a protein of 55 amino acids. The record is from RefSeq and is marked reviewed. NCBI's taxonomy places the organism in Eukaryota, Metazoa, Arthropoda, Insecta, Diptera, Drosophilidae. The transcript has a single exon.